Messenger RNA from Opisthorchis viverrini, 2075 nucleotides. RefSeq lists its product as hypothetical. The transcript is spliced from 7 exons. Gene Ontology annotation, cellular component: mitochondrial matrix. The record is from RefSeq and is a predicted model, not a curated record. The coding region runs from base 1 to 1776 and encodes 591 amino acids. Lineage: Eukaryota; Metazoa; Platyhelminthes; Trematoda; Opisthorchiida; Opisthorchiidae. Gene Ontology annotation, molecular function: protein binding; translation elongation factor activity. Gene Ontology annotation, biological process: mitochondrial translational elongation.
AUGUCAGCGGUAUUCAGUGCUGUGUUUUUCACUUCUCCAAUGCGACCAAAUAACCACUGGAUAUCGUCGAGAUCGCUAGUCUUGAUUGGUGCCAAGAAAUCUAUACCACCAGCAAUGAGUCCAGCACCCUUCCGGUGCCUAACCGCUAUGCUAUCAGAAGGAAGCUCAAGGGCUGGGAUACUAUCAGGUUACCCAAGCCUAGGGUAUCCGUACUUGCUUUUAUCGCACCGUAUCAAUAUGUACGGCUGUACACUUUUUAUGUGCAGCAGACAAUCCACCUUCUCCCAUCCACACAUUCGUGCUUUAUGUUCAAACAUGGCAAAUAAGACCCUUCUGGCGAAACUGCGGCGACAAACUGGUUACACGUUUGCAGCGUGCAAGGAGGCACUGUUAAAGCACGAUAAUGAUUUGAACAAGGCAUCAGCUUGGCUCACCGAGGAAGCAGUACGAAGAGGGUGGGACAAAGCUGGAAAGCUAUCUGGACGUACAUUGUCUCAAGGACUUCUUGGGCUCCAGUUUUCACGAACUCAUGCAGUUGUGGUGGAAGUUAACUGUGAGACUGAUUUCGUUGCUCGAAACGAGCAGUUCCAGAAUUUUGUAGCCGUGGCCACAGAGAUGGUAAUGAGAGAAUUUGUUAGUCGUUUUAUCUCGCCUGAUAUUGUGUCGGGUGGCAUGGCAGCUUGGCACCGAAAGGGUGUUAUGGCUGAACAGCAACUGAAUGUGCUGCACCAGGCCGUCUCAUGUUUCAGUCGCUACGAUAUUCGAGGGUAUCCGUACUUGCUUUUAUCGCACCGUAUCAAUAUGUACGGCUGUACACUUUUUAUGUGCAGCAGACAAUCCACCUUCUCCCAUCCACACAUUCGUGCUUUAUGUUCAAACAUGGCAAAUAAGACCCUUCUGGCGAAACUGCGGCGACAAACUGGUUACACGUUUGCAGCGUGCAAGGAGGCACUGUUAAAGCACGAUAAUGAUUUGAACAAGGCAUCAGCUUGGCUCACCGAGGAAGCAGUACGAAGAGGGUGGGACAAAGCUGGAAAGCUAUCUGGACGUACAUUGUCUCAAGGACUUCUUGGGCUCCAGUUUUCACGAACUCAUGCAGUUGUGGUGGAAGUUAACUGUGAGACUGAUUUCGUUGCUCGAAACGAGCAGUUCCAGAAUUUUGUAGCCGUGGCCACAGAGAUGGUAAUGAGAGAAUUUGUUGGGAACAAUGGAAAAUCCAUAUGGAAUUCCGAUGAACUGAUGGCAUUAACAAUUCCCAACUCAGCGGGUACGGUAAGUGACAACAUGGCUGUCGCUAUCGGGGCAAUUGGCGAAAACAUGGCUAUCAGGCGCGCCGUUGGGCUUCGCACGUCGGACAUACCAGACUGUGCCAGUCGUCUUGCCUCCUACAUUCACAUUAGUACUGCUGGUAUUCGUCCGAGUAUUCGAGAUGUAAAGUUCGGGAAAUACGCCGCCGUUGUACGCUAUCGUCCGGCAGGCAAUCAACCGGCAUCCCCAGCUUGGCAAGAACGUGCUUCACGGCUCGGCGAACAGCUUUGUCAGCACAUUGUUGGUAUGAAUCCGCGACCAGGGUUGGAAAUCACCGAACCAGCGGAAGACCCAGAAGAAGAACAAUGCUUGCUCCUACAGCCAUUCUUUCUGGAUGAGAACAUUAGAGUCGGUGAACAUCUGACUCGAAAUGAUAUGAUUCUGGAAGAUUUCAUUCGUGUUGAAUGUGGACAAGAAGACGAACCCCCUGUGAUUUUGCAAAAACCAGAAUCAGCACACACGGGAUAGCCAUUGCGGCCUAUUUAGUCUCUCAUCUCUCCACUUUUUCGUGCCGAAUCUGAAUGUGGCAUGUUCUUUCAGUUGUGUGGCGUCUGAUCAUAUUCCAUCCCCAAAAGCUCGUUGAACUCAGUUUCAUUGCCCUUGAGCUCGUCGUUACAGAAACCACUUUGGGAAACAAGCUUCCGAACGACCCCAACACGUGUAAAUAUAUUGAAUAGUUACGGACCAGCUGUAUUCUCCCUGAAAGCGUUUGUUUGUCCAGCUUUCAUUAACCUAUUGAUCAUUUUACGUUGCGAAUAUGAUGAAUG